Homalodisca vitripennis (glassy-winged sharpshooter) is the source of this 930-nucleotide messenger RNA. RefSeq lists its product as uncharacterized. Bases 1 to 930 code for a protein of 309 amino acids. Lineage: Eukaryota; Metazoa; Arthropoda; Insecta; Hemiptera; Cicadellidae. The record is from RefSeq and is a predicted model, not a curated record. The transcript has a single exon.
AUGCCGAGUAAUGGUGAUGGUGUAAAAUGUGGCAAAUGUAAAGAAGAUAUCCCUCUAGAUGGAGAGUAUGCACUUUGCAGGUUAUGUCAGUCAAGAUAUCAUUUUGAUAAUUGUAGCAUGAAGGCGCAGUCAUGGAAAAGUCUGGGGAAGGCUGGACAAGGAAAAUGGAGUUGUGUAUCUUGUAUGUCCAAAGAAAGAACCUCUAGUCAGACUCAAGAGGAUGAAAUAUUAUCUCAUGAAGUUACGACCAAGAUAGAUAGCCUACUGGCACUCAUUCCGGCAGUAAACCAAAUUAAGGAUACGUUGGAAUUCUUAUCCGGAAAAUAUGAUGACAUUUUAAGUGAAAUUAAAUUGCUUCGUCAGGAAAAUAAAGACUUAAAAGUUGAGCUGAAGGAAGUCAAGGCAAAGCAGCAGGUUAGUGAUGCUACUGUAAAGGACCUACUGAGUAGGGUCAACGAAAUGGAACAAUAUGGUAGAAGAGUGAACCUGGAGAUUCAUGGAGUGCCUGUGAGGGGUCCCAAGGUCGAAGAAGAAGAUACAUAUGAAGUUGUGAAGGAAUUAGGUAAGACUAUUAACGUUCCCUUUGUACCGGAGGAAAUCCAUAGGCUUCACAGGCUUCAGAAAAGGAAAGAUGGAAAUCCUCCUGCUAUAAUGGUACAGUUCUUUUCCAGCCAAGUGCGGGAUAAAUGGCUUCAAGCAGGGAAGAAAUCACGACUUUCGGAUCGGGAUACGGGUAAACAGGUGUUCUUCAAUGAAAACCUAUCACUCUACUACAAGAAUCUGCUGAGAGACACCAAGGCAAGAGCUAAAAUCUAUAACUAUAAGUAUGUAUGGUUUAAAAAUGGGAAGGUAUUUGUAAAAAGAGGUGAAGGAAGUGAAAAUGUAAUUGUAAUCAGAAGCUUAGAUGACAUAAAGAAAAUUGGUGUAUAA